AUGUCUAUCACACAGGAUAACAGUGACUCAGUGUCUCGGGAAAGCCCCAGUAUCGUAGAUGAACCCUCAUCGUCGGGCGUGCUCGCCAAGGAAUACACUCUCGACAUCCCUAGAAUACCUAGUUUAGAACUCCCAUUACAUGUUUCAGCGGAACAAUCAAGCAUUCAGAAGGCUGUUACGAUGUGCGGUGGUAUUAGGAAGGUGAAAGAAGCCUUUAGAGAAGGCGGUAACGUGGAGUCGCAGAAUGGGUUGGAACUUUAUUUAAAUGAAGGGAAGAACCCUGAUGGGACUUCAUUGUUCUUCAAUGAACAUUCCAUCACUGGUAAGAGAGUUCCCUUCAGAGAUGAUUCUAUUAUUCUAAAGAUUACAAUGCCCAGGGGGACUAUGGAAAAGAAUAGGAAUAACAUUCAACAAUCAUUAGCUUCAUUGGAUUCCAAACAGUAUAGAGUGACACCAGUGGGGAUCGUGAAUAAUACCAUUAAAUUUAGAGAAAUGUCGGAUUUCCAAGUGAGGUUGGAUAAUGUGCCAUCUGCUAACGAAUUUAAAGAUAGUUUUGAAACUUUAGAUUGGUCGAAUUUCAAGAAAUUCGUUCAAUCAGUUCCAGACAAUGACUCAAGACCAUUUGAAAAUAUUAAUAAUUUGAUCUUGGAUAGAACAAGUGCAUGCCCCAGUACUGAUUUCCAACUACCACCACCACCAAAAUUAUCCAUGGUGGGAUACCCAUUAUUAUACAAAUAUAAGGGAAAUCCGCUGGCCACUAAGAAAUCUGAUGGUAAGGCAGAAGUGAAAGCGGCAUAUAUCAAGAAUUAUCAAUUGUUUCUUCAUACGUUAGAUAAAGAUACAAAACCUCCCACAGAGCCACAUCAGUUACUUCAAAAGGAUUAUAAUGAAGCUAAAAGAACCGGGACAUACCCAGGUAGUAAACCUGAUUCAAAAUUCUAUGAGUAUUUGGAAGAAUGUAUCACAAUCCUUAAGAAAUUAUUUGAAAAGAGGCCUAUUUGGAUUAAGAGACACAUUGAUGGUAUCAUCCCGAAAAAGAUAUACCAUACUUUGAAGAUUGCUUUAGCAUUAGUAUCCUAUAGGUUUUCCAUGGGACCCUGGAGAAACACAUACAUUAAAUUUGGCAUUGAUCCCAGAAGUUCCAGUGAAUAUGCACAAUAUCAAACGGAGUAUUUCAAGAUUGAAAGAAAAUUAUUACAGAAUCCAAUGGUGAAGAAAAAUAUCCCAGAACCCCCAGAACUUUGCUUCCAAUCUAAUGUUCCUGAUGGUAUUGAUACCAGAUUCAAGCUUGACGGUACGCAGGUUCCAUGGUAUCUAAUGUUACAAAUUGAUUUGUUGGUGGACGAACAUAACAUUCGGGAGGUGUAUAAUCAAGUGGAGUAUCUGGAUAAACCCAAUGAAUUGACAGGAUGGUUUAAAGAAUUGGAUUUGGUUAAGAUGAGAAGAAUCGUCAAAUAUGAAUUGGGUUGCAUGGUGCAGGGCAACUACGAAUUCAACCAGUAUAGAUUGAAAUAUUUUAAAUCAAUGGGAUUUGUUAAGGAGUCAAUGAUACCAGGUCAAGGAGGGAAGGAGGAUGCUGAUGGAGAUAUAGAUAUGGAAAAGGAAGGUACGAGUAAUGAGAACAAGGAGGCGUCAUCGGAUAUUGAAGAUGAUAAUGGUGUGGCCACGGGAGAAGCCGAUGACCUUGCGCUGGAAGAUGAAGAAGCUGAAAAUUAUGACAAGGUUAUGGUCACUGCGGGUGGAGAAGAAGAAGAGAACAUGCAAGGAGAAGUAGAUGCGGGCGAAGAUGAAGGUAAGCCGGUGUUCGAUGUUUCAGAGGCGUCAUUCCAAGAAAUUAUGCAGCAUAUCGCCAAAUUUGACCCUGAGUCUGCGCUAAAACUCCAAAGAACCUUAGACGGUCUUGUUCAAGAAACCAAGCUGUCUGAAGGGUUGUAA
Naumovozyma castellii is the source of this 1935-nucleotide messenger RNA. It is a transcript of the gene TFC1, whose product is annotated as transcription factor TFIIIC subunit TFC1. The coding region runs from base 1 to 1935 and encodes 644 amino acids. The record is from RefSeq and is a predicted model, not a curated record. The transcript has a single exon. Lineage: Eukaryota; Fungi; Ascomycota; Saccharomycetes; Saccharomycetales; Saccharomycetaceae.